Messenger RNA from Exaiptasia diaphana, 1947 nucleotides. Its product is annotated as tafazzin. The record is from RefSeq and is a predicted model, not a curated record. Lineage: Eukaryota; Metazoa; Cnidaria; Anthozoa; Actiniaria; Aiptasiidae. Gene Ontology annotation, molecular function: 1-acylglycerophosphocholine O-acyltransferase activity. Gene Ontology annotation, biological process: cardiolipin acyl-chain remodeling; inner mitochondrial membrane organization. Gene Ontology annotation, cellular component: mitochondrial membrane. The coding region runs from base 85 to 870 and encodes 261 amino acids. The transcript is spliced from 11 exons.
CUCAAAAUGGCGACAUGUAAAAGUUGACAACAUGUCCAACAGUAAGAACUCUAUUUCUAAUUUUCUUUUUUUGAUACUAUAAACAUGACAAGACCAGCAUGGUGGCCAUUUUGCCGGGUUUUGAUGGAGAAAAGAUCUUGGAAAGUUAGCAGUACAGHGAUUAUUUCGAUGGUUGGACUGGCAAGUCGAUUUUGGAUAAAGUGGUUAAACCGGGUUAAUUGCCACAAUCUAGGAGAAUUACAAAAGUCUACACAGAAACGGCCUGAAGGUGUCCCAUUAGUKACUGUAUCCAACCAUCAAUCAUGUUUAGAUGACCCUCUGAUGUGGGGAAUAUUGAAUAUGGGACUCUUGCUCAGUCAUCACAAGCAAAGAUGGUCACUAGCAGCUAAGGAACUGCUAUUUACAAAUUCUCUUUAUUCCUACUUUUUCAGCAGAGGAAAGACAAUACCAGUUGUACGAGGUGAUGGUGUUUAUCAAAUUGGAGUUGACUUUGCCUUAGAACAGCUUAAUCAAGGACAGUGGGUCCAUGUCUUUCCUGAAGGGAAAGUAAUUGAAGAUGGUUCAUUAGUACGACUGAAAUGGGGUGUAGGACGCYUGAUAGCUGAAUCAAACAUUACUCCUGUAGUCCUGCCAUUAUGGCAUGUUGGUAUGGAUGAUAUUUUACCCAACAAGACUCCAUACAUUCCUCAAAUAAUGAAAAAAGUAACUAUUCUUGUUGGUGAACCAAUGAAAUUUGAYGAUAUUUUAAAGGAUUACCAUAGAAGGAAAAGUAAUGCAAUGGAAACACGCAAAAGAAUAACAGAUAAGAUUGAAAAUCGCUUCAAAGAAUUGAAAAAAGAGGCUGAUUUUUUACAUAGCAAAUGGAGUUGACAUGAAUUUGAUGUUUUUUUGUAAGUAAAUGACAUUGUAAAUAAUAGUCAGACAAGCAAUUUAACCUAUAUAAUUAUAAAACUUAGAGUGAUCUCGCAUUAUCUUUGAAGAACAUCAAGGUGGCUAAGUAGUAGACUUUGUACUGUUUGUCCUACAAAUAUCUUUAUAGCAUGUAACAUUUGUCUGAGAAUAUUAUCAAUACAGAAAUUCAGUACAGAAAAACAAACAGACAUCAAUAUUGAACAAAGUUUUAUUUCAAAUCCUUCAAUGUACACAUUUACAGCUGCAAUAUUUACAUAGUUUUAGUUCUCUACAGCUACAUGUAAUCCAACAUAAUGAUAUAAUGAAAAUUCACAAAAYGCUUUUGGUCAAUAAAACCUUUGAUACAUUUUCAUGCUACUCAUCAACACUGGGUUCUUGUACCAAAAGUUCUCUGUUUUCAUAUGUCCAGAAACCAUUCAGAUCUAUUAAUAUACUGGUUACUGUUUCACCUUGUGAGCUGUGAAUUAAUAAUGAUAAUUUAUCAAAUGAAAGCAAUUUAACUUCAAUAUUUAGAGUUGAUUUUGUUGUUUAAAAAUGGACGKGAGGAAUUUGUGUCAAAAUCAUUUUCUCCAUUUCAGWUUUUGUGGGCUGUAUUGCCUUGUAAAGCUUCUUACUUAAAGGUUUCUUACUCAAACAAAAUCUUCUCUAUGGUAAUAACCUUGACAUAGUAUUACRGUUGUCAUAUCUACCUGUUAAGAAGAUCUUGUAAAGUAAUUCUGUAUGGGUCUUUUGGUUUUACCAUGUCAAAGAUUUCAUCCUGUCAAGUUUAAAUUAUACAAUUCUAAGAUAUCUUUGAGUGUUACAGAGAAUUUCAUUAGAAGCCAGCAACCAGUGAAAUCAAGCAUCUWUUUUGACCUUUCRGCCRGCUGCUUYUGCCAAAUUAAAGUUGUAAAACUUAGACCUUAUGAUUCAUAUAAAUUACAGUUACUUUUAGGAAAAAAGAAUAAUGAAACCCCUGAUAUUGAAUUGUGUAAGAAACCUAUCAGUGUCAACUUGUCAAAUUUAUAGCUUCCAUAAUAAAAUGUUUUAUGAUGA